AAUCAGCAGCCUCCUCUUCUCUGUGGGCUGCAGGGGCUGAUGGGAGUUUUGGUUCCUCUGCUAGAAACCAGGUGGCCCUGGUCUGAUCUCACAGCUCGUCCUUGUUUGGCCUCAGCUGCAUCAGAGCGCCACUUCUCCCCAGGUUCACCAGAGGAAACACCACUGCACACAAUGCUUUUCCUCCCAGCUGCUGCUCUGUGCUGGCUGGGUUCAGCGCUGGCUGCCAUGGCAACACAGCUGGUUCAGGACCAGUUAAGUCUGACCAGGACAACCGGGCAGAGCGUCUCCUUCAGCUGUGGAGGAACGGAUCAGUGUAGAUAUGGAUGGCCUGUAGUCUGGUACCAGAAGAAUGAAACAGAAACAUACAGAGCUAUUCUGUAUAUCGACAUUGGUGAUAGCCCAGAAAAACCUUAUAAUCAUCCUCAACAAGAUGAUUUCUCAGCUGAGAGAAAUGAGAACAGCUGUAAACUGAAGAUCAACAAAGUUAAACUGGAUCAUUCAGCCUCCUAUUACUGCAGCUGUUAUUCUGAUUCCCACAGAUUCUCAUAUCUCUUUGGUUCUGGUACCAAACUUCAUGUAACCGAUGAUCCGGUAGUGAAGCCCAGGGUGAGCGUGUACCCAGCAGCAUCCAGCGCCCAGCGGGGCCCGAGGGCCUUCCUGCUGUGUCUGGCCUCAGACAUGUUUCCUCCUGAGGUCCAGUUCUCCUGGAAAAGACUGGAGGACGGUACAGAGAAGGAUCUGACCUCUGCAGAGCAGCUGGAGCUCAGAGAGCCGAACCGCACCGCCUCCCUCUUACUGGUGGAUCGGGAUCCUGUCAGCACAUCUAGAUACCGCUGCUCUGUGCAGCAUGAGGGGGGCCCAGUGGAGGCCCCAGCAACACAAGAGCUUCCAGCUGCAGCUUCCUGUCCUCCACAGACGGCAGACCAGGAUCUGCAGCAACACGACUUGUCCUUCCAGUCCCAGUGCCGGGUGAAGCUGCUCUGCCUGCUCUACUCGCUGCUGAUAGUGAAGAGUCUGGUGUACUGCUGUGGCCUCCCUCUGCUGAUGGCCCUCAGGAACAAGGGCCCGGCCCCCAGAUGAACUGUCUGCUGCUGCAGCUUCUCCUGCCAGGAUGCAUGAACUCAGGAUUUUAUUAAUCACUGAAAAUCAUUUAUUCAGUUUAGCUUCAUUUUAAUUAGUUCUGUAGCUUCUUUGUUUUAAUAAUGUCAGAUAUUCUCAACCAAUCAGAAAUCAGAACAAUCUGCUAAAUCAGUUCCAGCACAUUUAACUGACUUAUAUAAAAGUUUAGUUUUUAGAAUAUUUUGUUAUUAUUCUAAACAUUUAUGCUGAAACUCAUGAAGAAGAAAUAAUAUGCUUUGAGAAAACAUUUAUAUUCAUGUUUGUUUAAAAUCAUUUCUGUCAAAUUUGUGUUGUAAAGAUUUAAAAACUCUGAACUUGUCCAAAUGUUUUUUCUACAGUUAUUACUUAAAUAUGCAUUUUGUUUUUGCUCUGAAUAAAUCCUGCGA
This is a messenger RNA of Gambusia affinis (western mosquitofish), 1505 nucleotides long. Its product is annotated as immunoglobulin lambda-1 light chain-like. The coding region runs from base 40 to 1080 and encodes 346 amino acids. The record is from RefSeq and is a predicted model, not a curated record. Lineage: Eukaryota; Metazoa; Chordata; Actinopteri; Cyprinodontiformes; Poeciliidae. The transcript has 6 exons.